AUGUCUUCGUCGGUGCUGAUCUUCAACCUCACUCAGGAGUGGGUGGAGAGUCUGCGGAGGUGGCACCUGGAGCUUUUCUUCAUCCCCACCACGGCCAUCUCUCUGGCCGCCUUCCUGGCCAACCCCGUCCUGCUGGCCUGCAUCUUCCUGUCUCGGGCCCUGCGCCAGGAGACGCGCUACCUGCUGGUGGCCAACACCCUGACGGCAGACCUGCUGUUCCUGAUCCUCAACCUGGCCACGGUCAUCUGCAACGCCGUGGACGCCCACAUCCCCUGGCUGCUGUGCGAGCUGAUCACGGCCGUCACCGUCACCUCCUACUGCUGCGCCAUCCUCACCGUCACGCUCAUGGUGGUGGACACCUACGCCGCGGUCCGGUGGCCGCUGCGCUACCACCAUCUUCUGCCACCCGCUCGCACCUGCCGCAUCCUGCUGGGAGCGUGGCUGCUGGCGGCGGUGUACCCCUUCACCCUGUUCAUCAUCAUGGAGACGGAGGGGGCGGAGCUCGGGGAGAAGGUGCCGGUGUGUCUGGUUCUCAUCUCGCUGGGCUUCCUGCAGCUCACAAACACAGUGGGGAUCCACAUCUACUUCUUCGUGGCGGCGGUGGUCUGUGCCGCUCUCAUUUUCUACUGCUACGUCCGGCUGUACAUGGUCACGAGGACGCAGGGGAUCUGGCAGAGCCGCUUCUCCAGGGCCCGGGUCACCCUGCUGGCCCACGGCCUGCUGCUGCUGCUCUACUUCGCUCCCGGCUUGGUUUUCUCUCUGGAGCUCCUGCUGUUCCAGAAGGCGGAGAUCAGUCAAGACGUGCGGGUGUGGAUCAGCACCGUCAACAUGUGUGUGUUCAUGCUGCUGCCCAGGGCCUUCGCUCCCUACCUGUACGGCCUGCGGUACAGGGAGAUCUCGGAGACUGUGAUGCUGCUGCUGCUGCACCGGGACAGGAGGCUCAGCCGUGCAGCGUCCUGA
Salarias fasciatus (jewelled blenny) is the source of this 960-nucleotide messenger RNA. Its product is annotated as probable G-protein coupled receptor 148. Gene Ontology annotation, molecular function: odorant binding; olfactory receptor activity; G protein-coupled receptor activity. Gene Ontology annotation, biological process: detection of chemical stimulus involved in sensory perception of smell; G protein-coupled receptor signaling pathway. Lineage: Eukaryota; Metazoa; Chordata; Actinopteri; Blenniiformes; Blenniidae. The record is from RefSeq and is a predicted model, not a curated record. The transcript has a single exon. Gene Ontology annotation, cellular component: membrane. The coding region runs from base 1 to 960 and encodes 319 amino acids.